CAGUUAAUGUUUCUCAGUCCACUGAUAACGAUGUUGUAGUUUUGACGUCUCCUUUUUAAGCACAAUAUAAGUAGUGAAGAUGAUUGAAAAAAAGAAAAAGCAUAUUCGUGAAAGUAAUUCUGAAGAAGAUGAUUUAUUGGGAGUAAACGCACCGACGAUUGAGUAUGAUACUUUUCUAACUGCCGCUGGUGAUUUCGGCCUAUACCAAUGUAUGAUGUUCUUCUGCGUUGGGCCUUUCUAUAUCUUUGGUGCCUUUGUUUAUUUUUCUCAAUUAUUCAUGACAGAAGUGUCACCGAAUCACUGGUGUUGGAUACCCGAACUGCAAAAUUUGUCGGAAUUUGAACGCCGAUCGCUAGCGAUACCAGACGAUUUGAAUUCACGUUUUGGAUACUCCCACUGUCAAGCCUACGUCGCUAACUGGAGUGAAGUUUUGGAAAACGGCUUAAACCCGAACUCAUCGUGGCCUAUAUCAUCUUGUCAAAAUGGAUGGGAAUUCAAUAAGACGGAAAUACCUUACCCGACCAUAUCUAGUGAACUUGGCUGGGUUUGCGAUGGUCGAAGCAACCAAGCUAAAGCGCAGUCGAUAUUCUUCAUUGGAUCUAUAAUAGGAGGAUUUCUGAUCGGAUUGUUUGCUGAUCGCUACGGGAGGCUCUCGGCGGCCACUCUCAGUAAUAUAAUAGGAUGUUCGGCUGGAGUUGGGAGUAUAUAUGCCCGCAAUUUUACAGAGUUUGCCAUCUGUCGAUUUUUCGUUGGGUGUUCAUAUGAUAAUUGUUUAAUGAUGACUUACCUUCUCAUUUUGGAAACAACAUCGCCAAAAUACAGGACUGUAAUGGCAAAUCUCUCUUUCGCUGUUUUCUAUACUACCGGUGUGACCUCACUGCCAUGGAUCGCUCUUGCAUGUGGACAUUGGAAAACACUCUGUUUAGCUACAAGUAUACCCUUGGCUUCAGCGUUGUUGGCUCAUUUUAUACUACCCGAGAGUCCAACGUGGCUUUUAUCGAAAGGGAGAGUGGACGAGACAGUAAAGAAAAUAAUGACGAUUGCUAAAGUUAAUAAAAAAGAGAUAUCACCAAAGAUGGUGAUGCAGUUCAAAUUGACGGUUGCUCAACAGACAGAUCCAGAAAAAGCGAGCUUGAUUGAUUUAUUAAGAAGACCCAUACUAAGAAAAUUAUUUAUUAUAAGCUGCAUACAAUUUGUGUGUUCUAUGUUGAUAUUUGACUUAUCGACGAGGACUAUUAACCAGUUGAAAUAUGACUUCUUCCUCUCAUUCACGUUCAUUUCUUUAACGGAGUUCCCUUCGUUGGUUUUGAUAUCAUUUAUUCUUGACCCAGUGGGCAGGCGGUGGUUGACAAUUGUAGUAAUGUUGAUUUGUGCCGUAUUUAGCAUUUUAACCCCACUAAUACCAAAUAGUAUAGCAUCAGUUGUAUGUGCUGUCAUUUCAAGAUUUACUAUCAAUAUGACAGCCAACACCGCAACGCAAUGGGUUGCUGAAGUGUUACCGACUGCCGUACGUGGUUCAGGAGCAGCCACUGUGCAUAUUUGUGCAUAUAUGGCCUCUGUUAUAUCCCCAUUUAUCGCACAUUUAGAUUCCAUCGCCUAUUGGUUACCUUUUGCUUUCAUUAGUUGUAUUGCUUCACUGUGUGCAAUUCUGGCUUUUCUGUUACCCGAAACAGCAAAUAAAGAGAUGCCUCAAACAUUUGAAGCUGCUGAAACAUUGAUGCGGGAAAAGGACUUAUGGUUCUUUCCAUGGAACAAAAAUAAUGAGAGUAAAUCAGUCAAUGAUAUAUUUGAAAUGAAUUGAGAUUAUUUUGUGCCAUUUUUUCAAGUCAAGUCUCUUGACAAAUUUUAAAUAACUUUAUGCUAAACGUUAAAAUUGAUAAAUUAAAUGUAUUUUACACUAAGGACCACUUGCAGCAAUUUUUCUAAAUCUCAAUUUAACUAAUACAAGAUUUAAACCAUACAAUAGUAUCAAAUUGACAUUUACGUUUUGAUACUUUGCGAUGAGUUAAAUCUAGCUUCAGUUGAAUUGAAAUUUACUUUGCUAAUCUCGUUUCAACUAACUAGUUUAGACCAUACAAUGAUGCCAAAUUGGCAUUGAAGUCUUGUCAUUUUUCUAUGGGAUCUAGUUUUAGUUGAAACAAGAUUUGCUGCAUGUCGACCUUAAAUACUAAUAUGUUAUUUUUUUAUAUUUUCACAUUACCAUAACACCAAUAUGUGGAUUAUUAAUUAUAAGUGGGAUCAGUAUUAAUAAUCGAAUAAUUAUUAUCUCCAUGUAAAAAGUUUGUUAUUAGAAUCUUAGUUGAAAAGAAUGGGGAAUUAUUUACAUUUACCUAUAAAAUACAUUUAUUAAGAAGUUGGUUCUUAAUAAAUGUAUUUUAUUUAGGUGUGAUACUCUCGGGCAAGACCCAUAUAUAAAAACGGAUAUGACUUAUAGAAAAAAAAUGUAUAUCGAUACUUUGAUUGUAAUUAACGAUUUUAAAUAUAAAAUUGUCCAGCAAGCCCUAUGCGAAUUUAGAAAUAAAAAAAGGAAUAAAAUUGUAUCUCACAUUAAUAGCAACGCAAACAACAAAGUUGUCAUUGUUCUUGCAUUUUUUCAAAGGAUGAAAUUUUCAUAUGCUUAGCUAAACUAUUCACAGGGAUUGGGUGACACAUCAAACACAUUUAAAAAUAUCUUCCUAUAGGAACCAUUAAGUAUGAAAAUAUUAAAUUAAACAUGUUAUUAUUCCCUUAAUGAAAAGUGAUAAAUUAGUGCUUUUACUUUUUCUAUUCAAAUUCUGUAACUUCUUUGACAUCAUUAAUAACAAUUAAAAGUACUGAAUUCGCCUGGGUCUUGCUGGGGAGUAUGCUUCCUGGUCGGACCCAAUAAAAUCGAUAAUAGCAAUCAAACUAUUGAGGUACAUUUUAUUUUUAACUUUACUACAAUAGGGAUGAUGACUAUUUUUUUUCUUCGUUUAUCAGGUAGAUUAUCAAAAAGUAUUGGACACGUAUUUUUUCUUUUUUCACAUAAUAUAAACAUUGCCGAGAUAUAUUGAUUUGAAAAGUCGCAUGACGUCACGUUUUGGUCACAUUUUCACUUAAAAGUGACGGACGUCACGAGCCCCAAGUCCCAAACUUUGACGCGCUAUAACUUUGUCAUUUUGUGGUUGAUUGUCCAAAGAAAAAAUACGUGUCCAUUAUUUUUUGAUCAUCUAACUGACGGACUUAAUAGAUUUUUUUACUGUACCCCGUCAUCACCCCUAUUUUAUACCUAUUUUUUUAUAUAAGUCAUAUUCUUUGUAUAUGAAUGGGUCUUGCCAGGGAUUAUCACACUUUAUUUCGUUGUUGUGUAGUUAGUUCUUAAUGAAUGUUUAAUUGAAAUGCAUUUAAGCAUGUUUUUAUACUAAAUUAGGUUUCAUUUUGUUUAUCUUUGCAAGGCGAAAUAAAUUAUUGCGAAUUGA
Chilo suppressalis (striped riceborer) is the source of this 3437-nucleotide messenger RNA. The record is from the annotation of a GenBank genome assembly. NCBI's taxonomy places the organism in Eukaryota, Metazoa, Arthropoda, Insecta, Lepidoptera, Crambidae.